GUGCUGCCUAAAGGGACAGUGACGCCAGGACGCAGCUACCUUCACGUCACAAAGCGUGCAGCGGCGGACUUCCCGGCGUGCAUCGGGACUCCCGGUCGCUCGACUCCAUCGGGAGAGACGUCUGGGAGUCUCCGGCUUUCUUGGUUUUUCGCCGCUCUCCCUGCGCCUGGGAACUAGUGUUCCUUCCUCCCAAGGAACAUGCCGCGCCGCCCUCCGCAGUGAUCCCCGGACUGAGGCCAUGACAGCGGCUCCGCUAACCCCGCGGGAGAUCAGGGAGAGGCUGCUGCAGGCCAUCGAUAAGCAUAGCAACAUUCAUAACAUGGUUGCUGUGCUAGAAGUGAUCUCCAGUCUGGAGAAGUAUCCCAUUACCAAAGAGGCAUUGGAGGAAACUCGACUAGGAAAACUGAUUAAUGAUGUUCGGAAAAAGACCAGCAAUGAGGACCUUGCUAAGCGUGCAAAAAAAUUGCUAAGAAACUGGCAAAAGUUGAUUGAGCCAGGGACCCAGAAUGAACAGUUUGUGAGGGGCAUCCCUAACUUACCAGGUUCUGCCAAUGGGGGUGGCUCCCACAACUGCAAGGCAGAUCUUGCACCAACUACUCUUCUUUGUGGGAAGCCCAUACAGGAGCUGAAAAGCAGAAAUGAUAUUCAAAGAGCACAUUCUCCAAAAGCUGAAAAGACAACCAACAGAAAAAGAAAAGGAGAACUUCGGGAUGGUGGACAGGGUACCCCAGGACAUCUACCGAAGCCCAACCAUGAGCUUUUUCAAAACUCCUCACCCCCACCCACUAAUGGAGUUGGGGGCAGCCCCCCUGAGAACCUCCCUAGCCUUCUUGAUGGAGGUUUGCAAUCUAACAGACUGGAGCCUGCUGAGAAUGAUAAGCAUGGAAAAAUACCAGUAAAUGCUGUCCGGCCUCAUACCAACUCUCCUGGACUUGUAAAACAGCCAAGCACUUCCUCUCUGCUAAAAGCAGUUGUCCUUCAACAGCACAGUGGGGGUUUGGAUGAUGCCCUCUCUCUCCAGCCCAGAAGUCCCCGCUGUUCUUCCUUUAGUCCCCGUGGCACUCGUGCAGAAUUGACUACACGACAGCACACCACAUAUGCACCAAAGGGUUCUGCUCCUAGUCCUUCCCAAAGGCUACCAGGUGUAGACUCUGCACAUCAGUCCCCUUUGCACCCUUCUACACCCCCUGCUACAGCGAAAAGACUUGAGUCCCCUCGACAGGACCGAGUCUCUUCCCCACACAAGCUGGUAGAACAGAUACCCUCCACUGAUUGCCACCAGGUCUUGCCUAGGACAUCACAACAACACAUCCCCCGCAGUAGCCUUUUAGAUUCCUCGCCUCGUACUGGUUUUUUGACAGAGUCCUCAAAAGUAGAUAGUGAUGAUGCAGCAUCUGGCUCAGACAACCGCAAGAGGAAAAAAUCUAGAUUUCGAAUAGAGUGUGAAGGGCAUUCUGCAGAUGGGACUGGUAAACCAGCAAGGGUAAGAAAGGAACGCAAACUAACAUUUGAUGUUAUGACAGGGCAGAUUAAACCCUUAACACUCAAAGAUCCAGCGCAAGUAGAGAGUUCUGCUCCUUCAGAACAACACAGGACUGAGACUGACAAGCAGGAUCUAAAGUUAAGCUUGCCAAGUCCCUUUCAACUGACGAACUGGAAAGAGCUGUCUGGAAGUGAUAUCAUCCAGUCCUAUCUCCACCGGCAAGGCAGCUUAUUGUCUUCCUCUGGUGUACAGACUCAGAGUGCACAUUAUUACAUGUCAGAAUAUUUAAAACAGGAGGAAUGCACUAAGAGGGAAGCAAGGAAAACUCAUGUUUUAGUUCCAAUUGUUCUUCCAAGCGAUCUACCUGGAAGAACCAGGGAAAUCACUAGCAGUGACACGGACAGAAUACACAACCAACAUUGGCCUGGUGUCAAUGGCUGUCAUGAUACACAGGGCAACUGGUAUGAUUGGACGCAGUGCAUCUCAUUGGACCCUCAUGGGGAUGAUGGUAGAUUAAACAUCUUGCCUUAUGUCUGCCUAGACUGAGCGUGGGUACCAAUUCCACUUUCUCAUAUCCACGGUUUUCACUGCAAAACCCUGGGUCGCUCAGCGACCACCGCUCAUCAAAGGAGAUUUGUAGAGUGAGGAGCCCCCUUUCAGUGUUGGGGAUGGUAGAUAAAGGGGCUGAUAGCGCCAGAAGCAGAACAGAGAAGUUUAGAGGGUCACUACUACAUUCUGGGAAUUAACCGCAGGUAUCUCAAUUCCUGCUGCACCCAUCCCUUUGUGCGAAAUGCUGCUACUGGUUUAAUACUAUAAACGAGGAAAACAAAUGCAGUGGAAGGAUAUAUAGCAAGUGAGCUAUAAUAAAAGAAAAAGUGUUAAAUGCAAACCAACCCUAAAAUCACAGAAGAGGUUUUUCCCGGUACCUGCAGAAGGGCUGGAAUAAAAAAAUAUAUAUAUAUAUGACAGGUACCGAAAGGUUAUGUGAGAUGAUUUAAAUAAGUUGAAGAUGUUCUAUUACCAUAACAAAGUAUGCAUUUAUUUAUUUGAAUUAAUGUUUUUUUUUCCCCCAGAUUUAAUUUGACAAGCGCGUCUUAAAUUUUGACGCACUCAAAUUUUGUGUUCCUAGCAUCACAACUGGUCCUUUAAAUUUGUGAAGAGAGAGCAGAAAGUCAUUACCUUGGCUUUUCUUUUUCAAUUUGGAUGGUUUGAUGUAUUUGUUCAGUCUCAGAAGCAUUUUUACUGACAGGCUUGGACAUUUCAACCCCCCAAAUCCAUAUUUUAAUUUGACACCUCAAUUACUUCCAAACUAUUAAAAAUGACUGGCUUCAGUAGAUAAUUGAAAUGUCAUUUUUUUUCUACAUUUAUCUUUGUAAUAUUCUCAUUUCUAAAAUGUGCUAUACCCUGCCCAUACCAAAUUGAUUUUAGACCUUCACAGUUUACCUUUUUUUAAGUUGAUGGUGCUACCAGCAUGUCAAGUGUUAAGCUACAGAAAUGUGAGAAGGGCCUUUUGUAUGCUGGGUAAAAAAAAAAAAAUACUUGCUACCAUUCCUUUAGAUGUUAUCUGCCUUAUGGAAUCUCCAUCAUAAACGCAAUUUUUUUUAUUUUUUUUUGCUAAAAAAACCAAGCCUUAGUUGAAUGUACAGUAAGUCUUCUGUAUUUCUGAGAUGCAGAAGAGAGCAACUUUGCUAACUUUGGUCUAAUCAAUGGACAACUUGUGAUAUAAAUGUGGAAACCAUAAUAAAAAAAAAUACAAUUUGCAACGCUUUGUCAUGGUAUUUCUAACACGUUUACUACCAGAUCUUUGCAGUCCCCCUCAUGUUCACAGACAGUUUUAGAAUGGUGAUAAAGUUGCAUCCAUGCUACUGUUACUGCAGAGAGUUUUCAAUCUGUAAAGGGAUUCGGUCACGAUUUUUAUGGUUUCGUUUCAUACUCUACACUGCAAAUAAUUCACAUUACAAUAUAAAAUUUCAUUCCUGAA
This is a messenger RNA of Xenopus laevis (African clawed frog), 3464 nucleotides long. It is a transcript of the gene med26.S, whose product is annotated as mediator complex subunit 26 S homeolog. Lineage: Eukaryota; Metazoa; Chordata; Amphibia; Anura; Pipidae. The transcript has 3 exons. Gene Ontology annotation, biological process: positive regulation of gene expression; regulation of transcription by RNA polymerase II. The record is from RefSeq and is a predicted model, not a curated record. Gene Ontology annotation, molecular function: transcription coregulator activity. The coding region runs from base 239 to 2029 and encodes 596 amino acids. Gene Ontology annotation, cellular component: mediator complex; core mediator complex; nucleoplasm.